Molecule: messenger RNA, 1712 nt
Organism: Oreochromis niloticus (Nile tilapia)
Lineage: Eukaryota; Metazoa; Chordata; Actinopteri; Cichliformes; Cichlidae
Product: scavenger receptor cysteine-rich type 1 protein M130
Exons: 6
Coding region: 97-1326 (409 amino acids)
Biological process (GO): zymogen activation
Cellular component (GO): plasma membrane
Molecular function (GO): serine-type endopeptidase activity
Source: RefSeq, a predicted model, not a curated record
AAACAUCUGGGAGAGUGGAGACCGGUGAAUGUCUUUGACUGGACCCUGAAGGAAGCAGCUGUGGUCUGUGAACAUCUGGACUGUGGCUCUGCUGUUAUGUUCGGAUGGAAAAUGCAGCAGCCUGCACCUUUGUGGAAGAUCAAACUUGACUGUGUUUGGUCAGGAUCUACUCUGGGGGAGUGUGCAACACCAGAUAAUUCUUAUACAGUCCGGAUUCUCACCUGUUUAGACUCUGUCAGGCUGCUGAAUGGUUCCAGUCUGUGUUCAGGCAGACUGGAGGUGAAGUCUAACCAGAGCUGGUCCUCAGUGUGUGAAGCUGACUUUGACCAGCAGGAUGCAGAGGUGGUCUGUAGGGAGCUCGGCUGUGGGCCUCCUUCGGUCCUCCAGGGGGCGCUCUAUGGAGAAGUGGAGGCUCCAGUGUGGAGCAAAGAGUUCCAGUGUGGAGGCCAUGAGUCUGCUCUCCUGGACUGUAGAAGCUCAGGCUCAGCUAGAAACAGCUGCUCACCUGGCAAAGCUGUUGGACUCACCUGCUCAGAGCCCGUCAGGCUGGUGGGAGAAGCCCAUCGGUGUGCAGGCACACUCGAGGUGAAACAUUUGGGAGAGUGGAGACCAGUGGAUGUCUCUGAUUGGACCCUGAAGGAAGCAGCUGUUGUGUGUGAACAACUGGACUGUGGCUUAGCUGUUUCUGUAGGACAGAGGGUGGAGUCCUCAGACUUGGCAGUGUGGGUGAUGAGACUUAACUGUGUUCAGGUUGGAUCACCUCUGAGAGAGUGUGCAACAUCAAAUGACUCUUCCUCCAUUGUGAAUAUCACCUGCUCAGACCUGCUUGUUCAGCCAGUCAUUUCUUUGUCCUCCAAUGAUGGGGUCUCUGAGGCCCAGCAGCAGGGGUUUCGGGUAUCCAGAAGUUCCAACUUCACCAUCAGUUGUUUCAUCCAGCCACAGUACCCUGGAGGCUCCUUUCAGCUUACCUUCAACAAAGCAUACAAAUACACCCAAGCAGCUGUCAAUCACUCUGCCCAUUUCCUGUUUCCUGCUGCAGAGCCCGCCCACCAAGGAAACUACAGCUGUGUUUAUCACGUUCAUGUUUUUUUUCAUAACUUCUCCUCUGAGAGCCGCCUGCUGUCUGUCACUGUGUCAGAUCACACAGGUCUUACUGUCAGAGUGAUCCUCCUGCCGCUGAUUCUGCUGUUGGAGAACAUUGUCUUAUAUUUCUGCUGUAAGAACAGGAGAAAGCAGAGGUCCAGCAGACAGGAGCACACUGAGAUGGUGGACUGUAAAGUUGGUGUUUGUGCAGAUGAAGGAGCUCAUGGAGAACAGGACGUCUGAGCAGCUCACGUAACAUCUUGAUUAAUUUGUCAGCAGAAACACAACCGACAAUUAUCUCAGUGAAAGAUUUUACUUCCCGUUACUAAUAAAACUGGAAUUAUUCUGUAGUUCUCGUACUGUGUUUGAAACAAAUCUCUGCUCUUUUUAUGUCAGCAUGAAUACAGUUUGAAUCUCACCUGUUCACACAUGGAGACAGUUUGUGGUUUUUCUUCUAUUUCUGAUCGUCACUAGCAUCCAGAGAGUCCACAGUCUGUGGGAGGAUCUUAGCUGAUCGGCUUUCGAGCACAGCCUGAAGUAAAAUUUUUAGUUUGUCCUCUUAGUGAAGCGGAAGUCUUCUGUUUGGGAGGUUAGACACCUUUGGUGAGCUCCCCUCCCCACACCUAGAA